AUGUGCAAGUCGAGUGAGCAACACGCCUUCUUGGCCGCCCUGCCAAAGGUCGAGCAUCAUAUCCAUCUCGAGGGCGCCCUUUCUCCUGAACUCCUGUUCAAGCUUGCUGAAAAGAACCAAAUCCCUCUUCCUACCGAUGACCCUUCAUUCGCGUCCAUUGAGUCCUUGAAACUCCGCUACACACGAUUCACCUGUCUCGAUGACUUCCUGAAUUAUUACUAUAUUUGCAUGAACGCGCUCAUCACGGAAGAUGACUUUGAAAUGCUGGCGUGGGAUUACUUCACCCGUGCCAAAUCCGAUGGCGUUCAUCACGUGGAAGCGUUCUUCGAUCCUCAGGCGCAUCUCAGUCGAGGCGUCGCGUAUGCCACGAUAGUCGAUGGUCUCAAUGCGGCGCGCUCAAGGGCCGAAUCCGAACUAGGAAUCACCAGUCUCCUAACGUCAUGUUACCUGAGACAUCUCCCCGUCCACGAGAGCGUGGCCACGUUCAAAUCGCCCGAGGUUCAGGAGCACUACAAGAACGGCUCCGUGAUCGGCGUAGGCCUAUGUUCCUCCGAAAACAAUCCGCCGACCUUGUGGUCCGAGAUCUUUCAGGAGGCGUCCUCGAUCGGGUUGAAGCUUACAGCGCACGCUGGUGAAGAGGGACCGGCGGAAUACCUCGCAAACGCGCUGGAUCACCUCGGCGUGACUCGUAUCGAUCACGGGAUACGGCUCGGUCUCGACCACGAUCCAGACCUGAUGAAAAGGGUUGUGGACAACAAUAUCCUCCUCACCGUGUGCCCUGUUAGCAACGUGGUCCUACGGUGCGUCCCGCACAUUUCCCAUGUUCCGAUCCGUAAGUUCAUCGACGCGGGUGUCAAAUUCAGUGUCAACAGUGACGACCCUGCAUAUUUUGGGGCGUACAUCCUUGACUGCUUCUGUGCGGUCCAAGAAACGUUUGAUCUCAGUCGGAAGGAAUGGGAAACGAUCACGACAAAUUCAAUUGAGCAUAGCUGGUGCAGUGCGGACCGGAAGUCUGAUUUGCUGGACGCUCUCAGCGUUGUCAUGAACACCCACGGGGCCAGAGAUAUAACUUUAAACUAG
Eremomyces bilateralis CBS 781.70 is the source of this 1080-nucleotide messenger RNA. Its product is annotated as adenine deaminase/adenosine deaminase. NCBI's taxonomy places the organism in Eukaryota, Fungi, Ascomycota, Dothideomycetes, Eremomycetales, Eremomycetaceae. The transcript is spliced from 2 exons. Gene Ontology annotation, molecular function: adenine deaminase activity. Gene Ontology annotation, biological process: adenine catabolic process; hypoxanthine salvage; purine ribonucleoside monophosphate biosynthetic process. Gene Ontology annotation, cellular component: nucleus; cytosol. The coding region runs from base 1 to 1080 and encodes 359 amino acids. The record is from RefSeq and is a predicted model, not a curated record.